GGGUGUUGUGUUGUUGUUUUUUUGAGAUUUAAUAUAACUUGUAUUUAAAACAGUAAAGCAUUGAAAACUACUUUUAUAAUGACAUCUAAAUCAAAAACAGGGUUAUUUGCUUUAGGUUUUUAUACUGUCGCCGCACUGUUUAUAAUAAUAGCAUUUGCCAGUCCAUUUUGGCUUGUAACGGAUGGUAAACUUAAAAAUCCAAAAUUUCUAAAAAUAGGUUUGUGGGAAGUAUGUUUCAACGGUUUUGAAGAGGUACACCAUUGGUAUGAUACAGUGUUUAAGGGAUGUUGGUGGAUAUUUGAAGAAGAGUAUUAUAUUAUACACGACAUACUUUUGCCCGGCUUCUUCAUAGCUACACAAUUUUUUUUCACAAUUGCCACUUGUUGCGUACUUGUAUCAAUGUUUAUGACAUACAUAUAUAUGAAGAAAGACAAAGAUGAUGACAAUUAUGUUACACUCUUAGUUACAUUGGGCACAGUUCUUGUAAUUGGAGGAUUUUCAGGAUUAAUAUCUGUGGUAACAUUUGGUGCAAGAGGAGAUGGACGCGACUGGAUGCCCAACUGGGAACACAAUGACCUUGGCUGGGCCUUCGCUCUGGGUGUGAUCGGAGUUCUCUUCCUGUUUCCAGCGGGUAUUCUUUUCCUCAUUGAAGCUAGAGUUCAAAAGUACAAAAGGCUCCAUAACAUGCAGAGUAGAGAACCCUCUUCUCACACCAUGCAUGAAAGAAAGAUUGGAUUCUCAGGUCAUACUGACAUAUAAGUACUUCAACUAUCAUAAGUCUUCUUUGGUAUUAAUUGGAAUAUGAUACUGAUAUUUUUUGUAUAAUUUUUACUUUAUGUAAUGUCAUUUUAUUAACACUCAUACAUGGAAAUCAUUCCGUCCAACACUUUUCAAGUUGCAUUAUCUUUUUUUAUAAUGCAUAAUUCUCAUUUUGUACUAAUUUAAUUAGUGUUUUUAAUUAUACUAACAUAAGUUUUUUGCAAUGACAUUUUAUUUUACAUACAAAUUGUAUUUAGUUGUAGUGUAGUUGUAUGACAUAAUUUUAUUUUUAAAAAUAGUUUUUAUAAGAUUUUUACAAUAAAUGUAAUCAUUUUAG
Messenger RNA from Papilio polytes (common Mormon), 1096 nucleotides. RefSeq lists its product as uncharacterized. The transcript is spliced from 3 exons. Bases 79 to 759 code for a protein of 226 amino acids. Lineage: Eukaryota; Metazoa; Arthropoda; Insecta; Lepidoptera; Papilionidae. Gene Ontology annotation, biological process: septate junction assembly; regulation of tube size, open tracheal system. The record is from RefSeq and is a predicted model, not a curated record. Gene Ontology annotation, cellular component: septate junction; membrane.